Lolium rigidum is the source of this 2540-nucleotide messenger RNA. RefSeq lists its product as uncharacterized. Gene Ontology annotation, molecular function: protein binding. NCBI's taxonomy places the organism in Eukaryota, Viridiplantae, Streptophyta, Magnoliopsida, Poales, Poaceae. Bases 1 to 2244 code for a protein of 747 amino acids. The record is from RefSeq and is a predicted model, not a curated record. The transcript has 7 exons.
AUGCUUCCUCUCCAUCUCAUCGAGGAGAUCCUCCUCCGCCUCCCACCGGACGACCCCGGGUGCCUCUUCCGCGCCUCCGCCGUCAGCAAGCCAUGGCGCAGCAGCGUCACCUGCUCCAGCUUCGGCAGCCGCUACCGCGAGUUCCACGGGACGCCGCCCUUGCUUGGCUUCUUCGAGGUCGAUCGCGCCUUUGGCUGCUGGUUCGCUCCCUCGUCCCCCACCUCCCCCUUGCCCCCGACCCAUCCCGACCCCCGUGAACUCUUCGUCCUCGACUCCCGCCACGGCCUCGUCCUCUUAAGAACUCCUGGCUGGAGGAAGGAUGAGCCCGCGGUGAGCCUCAUCGUCUGGGACCCCGUCGGCCGCCGCCAGUGGGAGUUUCCACCUCCGGAGUUCGCCGACGACAUCGUCUACGACAACGCCGUGGUGCUUUGCGCCGACGACCACCUCGGCUGCCGUGGCGGUCCCUUCACCGUCGUCUACGUGGGCACCGACGGUGGCCCCGGGACCCCCUACGCCUCCGUCUUCUCUUCACAGACUCGUGCCUGGAGCGCUGUUGCCACUAUCCCUGACAAGUAUAUCGAAAUCCUCAGAUGUGGGCCCAAAGCCCUCCUAGGGAAUGUGCUCUACUUCUGCGGCUGUGACAAUCUAGUUCUGCGCUACGACUUGUUCAGCCGCCAACUAUCAAUCAUCGAGGGGCCCAUACGCUCGUGCGAUUAUUAUGUCCUCCUGAAAACGGAGGAAGGCGUGCUUGGAUGGGCAACAAUGGAGGAGGAACCUGAGCUUUGCUUGUGGUCGAUGGUGACUGCUCCUAACGGAGCUGUGGCAUGGACACAGCGCAUAGUCAUCAAGGUUGACAACCCCUGUGGCCUGCUUGGCUUUGUGGAUGGACUCUUUUACCUCAACACAGCAAGUUGUAUCUUCACGGUUGAGCUUAAGUCGGGCCGAGUCAACAAGAUAUCCAUCAGCCGUCUCAGUCUCGGUUCCUAUCUGAAACCGACUCUAUUUCCCUACAUGAGCUUCUACACUCCAGAUCAAGCUGGGACCAGAACACUGCCAUCAACCAUGGCCUCCUCCUCCGACGGGCAGGUGGGAAAUGAGCAGGGGAAAGGGGACGAGGGGGACGGAUGGUUGGAAGUGAGCGCCGAGAAGGAGUGUGAUGAUGAUGAGGAGGAACACCAGGAGGAGAAAGCUAUGCAGGAACUGUUUGACAAGUGGCCCAAAGCCUUUAAGGAUGGGGACUUUGUCUUUGCUGUAGACUUCUUCCGGCGCACCCUCAAGAUCAGGGUGGCACGUCAUGGUAAACUUUCUCCAAAGUGUUUCAGCACAUAUGUCAAAUAUGGACGUGCUUUGCUAGGCAAUACUAUACUCAAGACCGAGAGUGCAUCAAAUCAAGAAUCGGUGGAGGGUAUAACCAUGCAAAAUGAUACUAGGCACUCACAAGAUUUGGAUCUGGCGUGGAGGAUGUUUCAUGUUACAAGGUCGUCAGAUUUGGAUCUGCCGUGGAGGAUGUUGCAUGUUGCAAGGUCAAUACUUGAAAAGAGUCCUGGUAGCACUAUGGAGAAAGUUGAAAUCCUUGCUACUCUUGCUGAAGUCUCAAUGCAAGGAGAAGACAUAGCCUACUCUCUCAAUGCCUGCUUCAAAGCUUUAGCCAUCUUGGAGCAUUUGGUUGAGCCUGACCAUCGUCAUAUUUUCGUUCUAAACUUACAGAUACGUUUUGCCUUCGAGAUGGAAUCCAAGAUUGGAGAUGUGAAGGCUAUUUCAUUGUGCAAGUCGCACAUAGAGGGCCUGAAAAGGGCCAAUGAAGAUUUCUUGGUUGAUAAAGGUGAUGAUGCAUCUGCUACUGAAAAUCGCUCGUACACUCUAGCCAAGUGCAUCGAGUAUUUGACUGAAAAAUUAUUGCGUGCACUAGAGAAGAAGAUUCAGCUUGAAGACCUGGAGGAAGCAAUAUCAACGCCAGUCUCAGAGGCAAUUGGUGCGCAGAAUGUUGGAAAUGAUGUGCCAAGAGCUGAAUCUUUGGCUUCUUUGCAAUGUUCCGGACCAAGCAAUCCGAUGCCUGCUGGUAGUACCAUAACCAACCUUGAGGUUGCAGGCCGAGGCAUCAAACGAGCUAAUGUCAAGCAGGCCUCUUCUGAGCCUAGUCCCAAGAAGUUCGCAGAGAGCUCUCCAUCUGUAAAAGUUGAUAGCAGCAACAGCUCAGAUGGUCAUCUCUCAGCAUCAGACAGUGAUGGCUCUGUAUCAGAGUAGACUCUGUUAACCAUACUUCUUGCUAGUAAUCUACUCCUGGAACAUCCUAGCCGACUGUUUGGUUCAGCUUUUACUUAGACAUAAACUGCCACAUGCGCAUUUUGCACGAGCUGUUUUGAAUAAUGCAGAGUAAGCUCUUCAUUUUAGCAUGUAUGAACUCGCUCCAGUCUCUUGUUUAGCUGUAGCCAAAUUUUGUUUAGCUGAAGGCAAAUACAGUUGAAGUGUGGAGAGGAUGCCUAGCGAUCUUCAACCAUGAACCUGAUGCUGCUGCCUUGUUGCUAAGCUGGUAGUUUGAA